AUGCCUACAACUGGGCUUCAGGCCCUUAUUCUCUGCGGGCCUGGAUCAUCAUUUCCAACCUUCACUUCCAAUCCAGAUGAGAACCCUAAGGCUCUGUUACCCAUCGCCAAUCGGCCUAUGGUAUGGUACCCUAUUGACUUCUGCUAUCGAACGGGGAUCACAGAUAUCACACUCAUAUGUCCCCCUUCAGCUGCUGGUGCUAUCACCACGGCAUUAAACACAAAUCCAUUCCUCACGGCUCUACCUCAUCCCCGUCCAGAUCUUGUGGCGCCUACUGGUCUCGACCAAAAUACGGGUACCGCAGAGAUACUGCGACUGCCCGAAAUUCGAGAGCUCAUCACCUCUGAUUUCAUAGUCUUACCAUGCGAUCUAGUCUGUGAGCUAGCAGGUGAUAAGCUCUUGCAGGCAUGGAUGGUCAAGGCUGCCAGUCUUCCAGACCUUUUAGGUGAUGGUGAGCCUCCAUACUGCAGCGGUGGCUUAGGAGUAUGGUAUGAGACCAAAACAAGCACUCCAGUCAAGGGUGAGGAAACGGACUUCAUCAUCACCACACCGAUGCCUAUGCCUACGGUACCAAUGCCAAAGGACACUCUAUUGCCUCAUCUCUCCUAUCUUACGUACUCCAUGCCAAAGGAUUCGCUCGUUGAUCUUAUGGAUGAGAAGAAAUCUUUGCCAAUACGUCAUGGUUUGUUGCGUAGUCAUCCCAAGCUCAGAAUGCUCACAUCGCACCGUGACGCGCAUAUUUACAUUCUACCAAAAUGGAUUCUAGAAUUCAUCCAAGAUAACGAACGGUUGGAGACGAUCGGCGAAGACGUUAUAGGUUGGUGGGCGAAGGCAAACUGGGAGACGGGGUUGUUUGGGAAGCUCGGAAUGAAGAAAGUUAUUGAAGGUCACCGCGAAAAACCGGAAGUUGAAGUGUCGCUACGUGAUCAUGUCGACAGUCCUCCCAACUCUCCGUGGCGAACACGGGAUACUUUGGGGACUUCUCCUCCGGCGCAUUUGCGUGAGAGACAAAGUGAUGGGCUACUAGCCAAGCCCCGGGAAGCCAACGUCCCGCCGAUUUUGGCCUACAUCCAUCCUUCCCGUGAUGAUGCUCUGCUUCUCCGCCGUGUGGACACGGCCCAACUUCUCCUAGCUAUAUCUCUACAGUUAGCAAAGCUUCCAUCUAUUGAGGAAGCCGUCUCCGAGACAGCGUCUCCUUUCGCUCACGCCAAAAAGGUCGCGUACCCGGAGGGCGUUAAGCCGCGGACCACUAUCACCAGGCAGGAUUGUCUGAUUGCUGAAAAUGUUAUGGUGGAAGAGAAGACAUCAAUCAAGGAGAGCGUCAUUGGAGCCAACUGCCAAAUUAAGGAGGGGGCCAAGUUGUUCCAGUGUCUUCUCAUGGAUGGCGUCGUAGUUGGCAAAGGUUGCAAACUAACUCGCUGUAUCCUAGGCAAGAGGAGCGAGGUAGGUGAGGGAUCGACACUCACUGACUGCGAGGUGCAAGAGAAUCUAUUAGUAGAGCCUAGAACCGAGGACAAGGACAACAAACUUAUGAGUUCAUCUGGAAUGGAGGCUAGUGAGCAAGAGAUGCAGGAUGCCCUAGAAGAGUUUGAUGAGGAAGAUGGAGACGAUGCCCUGUUAGGAUAA
Hypoxylon fragiforme is the source of this 1626-nucleotide messenger RNA. RefSeq names its product nucleotide-diphospho-sugar transferase. The record is from RefSeq and is a predicted model, not a curated record. Gene Ontology annotation, biological process: cytoplasmic translational initiation. NCBI's taxonomy places the organism in Eukaryota, Fungi, Ascomycota, Sordariomycetes, Xylariales, Hypoxylaceae. Gene Ontology annotation, cellular component: eukaryotic translation initiation factor 2B complex; guanyl-nucleotide exchange factor complex. Gene Ontology annotation, molecular function: translation initiation factor activity; guanyl-nucleotide exchange factor activity. Bases 1 to 1626 code for a protein of 541 amino acids. The transcript is spliced from 3 exons.